Messenger RNA from Acanthosepion pharaonis, 1293 nucleotides. Lineage: Eukaryota; Metazoa; Mollusca; Cephalopoda; Sepiida; Sepiidae. The record is from the annotation of a GenBank genome assembly.
AUGGCUGCCAUUACAAUCAGUCAUACAUAUAACUGCCAAACAUUUAAAUACUUUGGAACUACACACAUACCCUCCCUCUCUUUCUCUCUCUCUCUCUCUCUCUGUCUCUCUAUCUUUUUCACUCUAUCGCUUUCUUUCUCUCCUCUCUCUCUGUCUCUCUCUUUCUCUCUCUGUGUGUCUCUGUCUCUCUCGCUCUCUCUUUUUCUCUCUGUCUUUCUUCCUCUCUCUGUCUCUUUCUUUCUGACUCUCUGUCUCUCUCCCUUUCUAUAUAUGGUUGCAACACAGAAAGCCUUGCGCAUUGAUUACAUUCGCGUCUCGAAAUUGACUUCCGCUGCGGAUGCCUUUUUUUUGCAAAGCGCAGCGGAAGUUAUUAUUACCAGACCGUUUCGGUUCAAGCCGCACAAAAGAAUUGGGUUUCAGUACUACAUAUUGUCUACCCUAUAUAAGAAGCUUUUUUUUAAUGAUAUAUCUUCUUCUUCUUCUUCUUCUUCUUCUUCUUCUUCUUCUUCUUCUUCUUCUCUUUCUCUCUCUGUCUAUUUCUCUGUGUGUCUAUUUCUCUCUGCGACUCUCUCAUUGUCUCUCUCCCUGAUUCUCUCACUCUCUGACUCUCUCACUCUCUCUCUCUCUCUGUCUUUAUCUCUUCUUUUUUUCACUCUGUCUGUCUCUGUCUCUUUCUCUCUCUCUUUCUUUAUGUCUCCCUCUAUCUCUCUCUUUCUCUCUCUCUUUCUAUCUCUUUCACUUUAUCUCUCUAUCUCACUCUCUUUCUGUGUAUAUGUGUGUCUCUCUCUUUCUCUCUCUGUGUCUUUAUCUCUUCCUUUUUUCACUCUGUCUCUUUCUCUCUCUCUUUCUUUAUGUAUCUCUCUUUCUCUCUCUCUGUCUCUCUCACUUUCUUUCUCUUUCUCUUUCUCUCUUUCUCUCUCUCUUUCUCUCUCUCUCUUUCUCUCUCUCUUUCUGUGUGUGUGUCUCUCUCGCUCUCUCUCUGUCUUUAUCUCUUCCUUUUUUCACUCUGUCUCUUUCUCUGUCUCUUUCUUUAUGUCUCUCUCUAUCUCUCUCUUUCUCUCUCUCUCUCUUUCUGUCUCUUCCUCUUUAUCUCUCUUUCUGUCUCUUCCUCUUUAUCUCUCUAUCUCUCUCUUUGUGUGUCUCUCUCGCUCUCUCUCUCUUUCUCUCUCUGUCUUUAUCUCUUCCUUUUUUCACUCUGUCUCUUUCUCUCUCUCUUUCUUUAUGUCUUUCGCUAUCUCUCUCUUUCUCUCUCUCUCUUUCUCGACAGGGGACAUUUAUUCGUGUAUAAAUUGA